AAACCGAUUUGCGCGCUUUUUUAACUGUGACUGCCAGCUGGAAAUUCCAACACACGCCGUGGCUUAAUUAACUAAUUUUAAUAACUAACUGCUGAUCAAUUGACUAAACACCUGCUUAAAUGGCUGCCGUACGUCGCUCCACGCGGCUGAGCAGCAUCAGCAAAGCGGCCGCCGCCUCUCCGCUGCCGCAGUCGACGCAGACGCCGCCGCCGCCGCCGCGUCGCUCGGAAGUUUGGAAACGCAGGCAGCCGAAAAAAGUGAUCGCCGAUAGCGAAUCUGAAGAGGAGGAGGCGGCGGUGACCCAUGACUUGACCAGCUCCGUUUCAGAGAACAACGAGAACCGCAACCUGCUCAACAAAAUGGACAAGAUCUCGCGGCGCAGGACCUCGCAGGUGGUUCAACAUUCGGAGCCCCCAAAGACGCCACGCAGCACAAAGAAAACAGCUGGUAUUUCGCGGGCCAAACGCGAGCAGGAAAACCGCGAGGCCACCGCUAUAUUCCUGGACAGCGGAGAGGAGGACCAGCUCCAUGCCUCGCCGCCCAAGCAGCGGAAGCUGCAGCCACUGCCACAGCAUCUGAUCAGUCCUUCGCGGCUGCUGGACAGGCUGAGCAUCGACGAACGCCAGGAGGAGGAGCAGGAGGAGCCCGAAAACAAGACUGACAAGAAGCAGGAGAAGCCCAAGGAUCCUCUUGCUCAUGAGCAGGAGAAACCUCCAACCCAGCUGCCUGGCAAGCCGAAGAAAUCUCCUGGCAAAGGGGAAACCCCGCAGAGGAGACCCUUGCCCUCUCCUCCGCGCAACAAGUACCAAAACGCCCGACGAGUGCUAAACAGCGCAGAGACCCAAAAUCUACCAGGACGAGAAGAGCAGCUGCAGGAGCUGCGUGAAUUCUUCAGCAGCCACCUGGAAAGCCAGACUUCAGGCAGCCUCUACGUCUCCGGGCAGCCGGGCACGGGAAAGACCGCCUGUUUAUCGCUACUGCUCAGAGAUCCGGACUUCUCCAAGCGCCUGCAGCGCGUCUACAUCAACUGCACCAGCAUUGCCAGCGUGGGCGCAGUUUACAAGAAGCUGUGCACCGAACUGCAGCUCAAAGUCAGCGGACGCACCGAAAGGGACCACUUGGAGGCCAUACAGAGGCAUUUAAAGACAGCUAAGCGAAUGCUUCUGCUAGUCCUGGACGAGAUCGAUCAGCUUUGCACCAGCAGGCAGGAGGUUCUAUACACAAUCUUCGAGUGGCCUGCGGUGCCUGGCUCCAGGAUUCUCCUAGUCGGCAUUGCCAAUAGCCUGGAUCUCACCGAUCGAGCGCUGAUGCGACUGAAUGCCCGGUGCGAACUAAAGCCCCGGCUGAUGCACUUUCCGCCCUACUCCAAGCAGCAGAUCGUGGAGAUCUUCAAGUCGCGCCUGGCCGAGGCGGAGGUGCUCGAUGUCUUUCCGCCCGUCACCCUGCAGCUGCUGGCCGCCAAGGUGAGCGCGAUCAGCGGGGAUGUGCGCAGGGCUUUGGACAUUGGACGGCGAGUGGUGGAGAUUGCCGAGCAGCAGAAACGCGAUGGCGAGAAGGAGUUUAAUAUGAAGGCCCUGCAACUGGAGGGCAGGGAUGCCGUGGAGGCCAAGGAAAAGCAGGACACUCUGAAGCCCGUUCAGGUCACCCAAGUGGCUGCUGUGCUGAACAAGGUCUACGGAGCCUCGCAGAAUCUGGAGGAGGACAUCGAGGGGUCAUUUCCGCUCCAGCAGAAGCUAAUGCUGUGUACCCUGGUGCUCAUGCUGCGCAACGAACGCAACAAGGACAUCAGCAUGGGUCGCCUGCACGAGGUCUACAGGCGGGUGUGCGCCAAACGCAACAUUCUCGCCCUGGACCAAGCGGAGUUCACGGGCACCGUGGAUCUGGUGGAGACCCGCGGCAUCCUGCGCAUCAUGCGCAAGAAGGAGCCGCGCCUGCACAAGGUCCUACUGCAGUGGGACGAGGAGGAGGUGCAUGCGGCACUCAGCGACAAGCAGCUGAUCGCCUCGAUCCUCAGCGACACCGCCUGCCUGAACAAGUGACGAUCUGGACGAUUGCCUCUAGGAAAUUAGUUUGCCAGACAAUCCGCGCUGGUUAAUUGCGCAUUUCUCUCAUUUUCAUUCACCUUGGGGACGAGCAUAUAUGUAUAGGAAUAUAAGAAUACUUUUUGACGCUAAAUUUAAAAUUCGUGGCUGGCGCAAGCAGUGAAAUAUUUUGAAAUAUCAUUUGAGGGUCACUUUCGACAUUUUGUUUUCUGACUAUUAAUUGAAUCGAAUCAUUGGGAUUUUAUGUUUGUCAUAAAUUUAAGUAAAUGUUGCGCCCAUAAUCUAUUUCUAAUCCGAUCCGUUGACCAAUAAGCUCUAGACAAUUCGUGUCUCUUCCUGUUAGCCCUAAGCAAAUAAGAAUAAACCAAAUAGUUCUGUAAUACACAAAA
Messenger RNA from Drosophila takahashii, 2431 nucleotides. RefSeq names its product Cell division cycle 6 (gene Cdc6). Lineage: Eukaryota; Metazoa; Arthropoda; Insecta; Diptera; Drosophilidae. The record is from RefSeq and is a predicted model, not a curated record. Gene Ontology annotation, cellular component: nucleus. Gene Ontology annotation, biological process: mitotic DNA replication checkpoint signaling; cell division; DNA replication initiation. Gene Ontology annotation, molecular function: ATP hydrolysis activity; DNA replication origin binding.